AUGAACUUGGGUGGGGCCGGAAUAGAGAGAAAGCUUCAAUUGGCGGAAUUGGAAUGUUUGAGAUUAGAAGCUUACGACAACUCUAGGCUUUAUAAGGAAAAAUUGAAAGCCAUCCAUGACAAGAACAUAAGGAGAAGAGAGUUCCGACCCGGUGACCUAGUCCUUCUCUACAAUUCAAGGUUGAGAUUACUACCCGGAAAGCUUAGAUCAAGGUGGGAUGGACCCUACCAAGUGGAGAAAGUAGAACCCUAUGGGGUCUACCACUUGCGCCACCCAACAAGCCCGGACAUCUUCAAGGUAAACGGGCACCGUCUCAAAUGGUAUCAUGGUGAGCAAAGAAAGAACCCCAAGGAAUUUGAAGUGUUCCUCUUGAGGGAUGCAACCCUUGAACAAGCAUUAUGA
Messenger RNA from Arachis stenosperma, 402 nucleotides. RefSeq lists its product as uncharacterized. The record is from RefSeq and is a predicted model, not a curated record. The transcript has a single exon. NCBI's taxonomy places the organism in Eukaryota, Viridiplantae, Streptophyta, Magnoliopsida, Fabales, Fabaceae. The coding region runs from base 1 to 402 and encodes 133 amino acids.